This is a messenger RNA of Oncorhynchus tshawytscha (Chinook salmon), 742 nucleotides long. Its product is annotated as testis-expressed protein 47-like. The record is from RefSeq and is a predicted model, not a curated record. NCBI's taxonomy places the organism in Eukaryota, Metazoa, Chordata, Actinopteri, Salmoniformes, Salmonidae. Bases 42 to 452 code for a protein of 136 amino acids. The transcript has 3 exons.
CUUCAGAAGUUCUCCACGUGAUUCUGGAAGAUCUGAAUGACAUGGAGAAAAGCCCAAACUGCCCACUGAAGGAGGUGCGUAUCCUGGUGGUGUCUCAUUGUGUGCUGAGACGUAUGUUCCCGUUGUGGGGCUACCGCUUCGUGACGCUGCCCCUCAGCCUCCAGGACCCCAACCCACAGACCCAGCCCGUGGAGACCCUAGUCCCAGACAGCCUGGCCAUGAUCUACAAGAUGUGUGUGUGUCUACUCAAACACAGGGAUAGCGGUUCAGGCCAGGAAGAUCAGGAGCAGGCGCUUCGGUUAGAGGAGGAUACAGUCAUCUACCUCUGUCAGAGUGCAGUGCUGCACUCCCCAUCCACCUUCCUACAAACCUACACCAAGGCUACCAACAUCCUCAUGGAUUCCGGUAAUUGCUUUGUGUGCGUUUUAUCUAGGGCUAGAUCCGAAUUAUAGCGCGAUUGAAAUGUAAAGGUAAUUGCCGAUUGAGCUGACAUAUGCAGUAUUUACCGUAAAUGCAGUCUCCUCAAAUGCAGGAACAUUGCCUUUAAAUGUAAAUCACACUAGUGCAGGGCUUCCGCGAUCCGGAUUGAAUGUAGACCUGUCUGGAAUCAAAAUCAUCAAAAUAAAUGUUAUAUUAUUUUAGAAAUCGUGUGGCCGACACACCGCAGACUUUACUGGUAGCAGGAGAAUGAAGAAAUGACUACUAGACAAUCGUCCUCCAUCAGUAACACUAAAUAAAGCAU